AGCAUCUGGGUGCAACCAGCUUCAUCGCCUGAGAUGUGAGUCGUGCAGGGGAACGUCCAGCAAUCUUGGGAAACAUGUCAGAUUUAAGUGACUUUUUACGUGGCCGAGGGCUUCCUGAAGAUGCCAUUUCAUUAUUGGAAGAGCAGAAGAUUGAUUGGGAUGUCAUAGCGCUGAUGGAUGACGCAACUCUGGCAAAUUACAUCCCUUCCUAUGGAGACCGAAUUGCCCUCUUCAAUUUCUGCAAAAGCAAACAACCACUCUCAAAAAGAAAACAGGGUCUUCUGCAGAAGCUUCGUGAGAAAAUGAAAACCAAAAAGGAAAGUCCAAAGGAAAACACCUCUCAAGAAAGAACAAGACAGACAAAGAAGCAAAAAGCAACACGAAAUAUUGAGAUAGGAUGGAUACAUACUGAUGGAAAAAUAACCAAACAGGGUCCUGAGACAGAUUUUGAGUUUGAGGUUUGGGACUUUAAACAGAACCACCUUACUGAUGACACCUGCCUGACGAUUGGCAAUAUGUAUGAAGCAGCGAGGCUGACAAUGUUACGCUUCUACAUUGCAACAAAGCCAAAAGUUCCUGAAGAAGAUGACAGCGAGACAUCCGAAGUCAUAUUUGUCUUGGAAAGCAGUAGCAGUGAAAUUAAUCCAUUGCAAACGUGGGAAGUCAGGAGUUCUUCUGUUGAUGCCCACCCUGGUUUAGAACCUUCAGAUGAUUCAGAAAUUACUUUUGGUCCCAUUCUUAAUGCUGAGGAAGAUACAGAAGACACAUUAAUCUAUGAGGGUUUUCUUGUACCCCUCAGUCCAGCUAAUCCAGAUGAUGCAAUAACAAUCACUGUACGUCAUACUAACACUUUACAUGACAUUAUUACUGCUUUCUCUGAUUCAGAUAUUAUGAGAAAAACACUGAAUGUGAAGCGCAUACUUCCAGACAACACAGAAGAAGCAGGCAGUGGCUCAGGGAUACUAAGAGAUGUUCUCACCUGCUUCUGGAAUGAAUUCUAUGAGCGAUGCACCCUCGGUACAACAGUUAAAGUCCCCUUCAUUCGCCAUGAUUUUCCUGCUGAAAAAUGGAAGGCAGUUGGACGAAUACUUUUGAAAGGUUACCAAGACUGUCAGUAUUUUCCAAAUAAACUUGCAAUCCCUUUUCUUGAACAAGUGCUUUUCAGUAGCGUUUACAGCGAUCUUAAAGCACAUUUUCUACAGUUUGUCAGCAGCCAAGAAUGUGAGGUUUUGAGGGAAGCAGUCAAGAAUUUUUCUGCUGUUGACCAAGAUGAUCUUGUGGAGGUUCUUGACAGUUAUGGCUGUAGAAAAAGAAUAAUUGCCGAGACUCUUCCUACAAUCCUUGAUGAAAUAGCACACAAAGAGCUUGUCCAAAAACCAAUGUUCGUCAUUGACUGCUGGAGAGAGAUCAUCUAUCCACAUAUUUCCCUCAGUCCAGAGGCACUGAUCAAGUUGUUCUCAGACCUGCAACCAACAUCAAAAAAAGUCUGCCAACUGCUGAAAUUUGCUGAGGAUUUGUCUCCAAAGCAAAAAGAUGUGGGAAAUCAUCUCAAAAGAUUCAUCAGAGAGCUGGAUGACAUUAAACUUCAGAAAUUUAUGCGAUUCUGCACUGGAUCUGAUCUUAUAGUAACAAACAGUAUUUUUGUGGAAUUUCAAGAUAUGACGGCAUUCACAAGAAGAUCAGUGGGUCACACAUGUGGAAGUAUUCUGCAAAUAGCUGACAACUAUGAAAAUUUCCCAGACUUCCGUUCUGAAUUUAAUGCUGUUCUUGAAAGUAAUGUCUGGGUAAUGGACAUUGUUUAG
Girardinichthys multiradiatus is the source of this 1802-nucleotide messenger RNA. RefSeq lists its product as uncharacterized. The transcript has 3 exons. The record is from RefSeq and is a predicted model, not a curated record. Bases 75 to 1802 code for a protein of 575 amino acids. NCBI's taxonomy places the organism in Eukaryota, Metazoa, Chordata, Actinopteri, Cyprinodontiformes, Goodeidae. Gene Ontology annotation, molecular function: ubiquitin-protein transferase activity.